AUGAGUACAGAAACAGCCACAUACAAGCGGAACCUUGAAAGUUCAAUACUGUUCAUGCAGCGGGAACAUGCUGCAACGAUCAAAGGCCUACAUGAAGAAAUCUCUUCUCUCCAGAAACGAUGCACAGAUUUGACAUUUCAGUUGACCAUGCAAGGAUUGACCAUUGAUGAGCCAGGCACCACAAAUGAUAAAAUGCUUCAGUUGCAACAAGAACUUGAUGCGUCUACCAUGAAAAUCAGCAGUUUGGAAAAAGAGCUCAUUGAAAAAGAUAGAUGUCUAAAACAUCUGGAGACUGAAGCUCGUUCACAAAGGAGGCGUUGGUUUGAUGAGAGUCGGGGACAGUUACAGGUGAUCAAUUCGUUGCGUGCAGAGUUGAAGGAAAAAGCUGAUAAUAUUGCUUACCUUACCACGGAAUUACAUCGAUUAAAACAAAAAGACAAAACCUCUCAGACAAACACAGAAGGUAUCAGUGAGCCGGGCAGAGUUCACACUCAGUCAGAGGUCCCAAAACAUGCACGUUCUAUGUAUCCAAACUCUACACAGUUAUCAAAAAAGACGCCAUUUCAUCAUCAUUUCAUUCCAGUACCACCUGCAGAUAAAGUGCUUAGUUCUUCAACAGCUGCAUCUCGAAUCAGAAGAUCAAGUCAAAUGAAGUCUGUGGUGGAAAACAGAUUUUCUGUAAAGCCAGUGAUUGCUGUUCAUCCCGCCAGUGCCACUGUCCUACGGAGCAGACAGCAUAACCCUAAUCUUCUUAGCGGAAGCUGCAGCAGCGGCUCAGACUCUCCAGAUAUCACACCUUUUCUUCCUCAACCCAAGGAGGAUGUUUUCCCAUUGAUAAAAGUUAAGCAGUCCCUGGUGCUACCGCCUAUACCAGCCAACUCCUCGUCAUCAGACAGUUCUGCUGAUAACCCCCAUCCUGUCUUGGUGCAUCCUGUCAGGUCACCAGCAUCCCAGCCUCGGCAGAAUAAAACCAGCCCAUCCAAGCCUGAAGCAUCAAUCGUUACUCUUGCUGUUGGAAAUGCAGCUGUCUCUGAUGCCUGGUCGUUUGCUCAAGAAUCAAGAAAUUCUGAAUAUAACUGA
Molecule: messenger RNA, 1080 nt
Organism: Candidula unifasciata
Lineage: Eukaryota; Metazoa; Mollusca; Gastropoda; Stylommatophora; Geomitridae
Source: the annotation of a GenBank genome assembly